Symbiodinium natans is the source of this 231-nucleotide messenger RNA. Lineage: Eukaryota; Dinophyceae; Suessiales; Symbiodiniaceae. The record is from the annotation of a GenBank genome assembly.
AUGCCCAUCCUGCCUCCAGAUAUCCAGGCCAUGGAUGCCUUGGCCAAGUCUCAGAGCGCUGAGGAGGACCUCCUCAAAGCCAUCGGCAGGCAGAUCGUCUACCACAUGGUGGACUUCAGCGUAAAGGACGUGGCCAACACUGCAAGUUCUUGCCAGCGCAUGCUGGUGAAGGAUGGGGCAGUGCUGGAAGCCAUGGUGCGGCAGGACAGAGACGAUGGCAGCGUUUUAUAG